GCUAAGUCGAUUGGCCCAAGCUGGUGUUAAACACCUGUUUGUUUUUUAAAUAAGGGGUAUCUGGUUAGAUUGGAUUUUCCUGGGUUGUUUGUUGGUGAGCUAUAGCUUUAAAGAAUCCCAUUCAGGAACAAUGGCCCUGGAGGACAGUUCUGCCACCACUGAAAGCUGUAGAUCAGAGAAGCCUACCUGUGUGAUCUGGGGUGGUCAGCUAGAUGGUGAGAACCCAACCUACACAUUUGAUGUCCCAGAGGAGUGGUCAUAUGAUCAGCAGCUGUCCCUGAGGACGAUCUGUCUAGGGGAAAAUGCCAAGGAUGAAAUCAAUAUUGUGGAGAUCAUGCCUCCCAAAGAUAGCAAGGCAUCUACUGCAGUGCAUGUGGCAACCUUGAAACUUUCUGUGCUUCCAAUGGCUACCUUAGUGGGACUUGAUCUGACUCCUCCUGUCACAUUCAGACUAAAAUCAGGCUCUGGGCCUGUCUACCUUGCUGGACAACAUUUAUCAGUUGGUUUCCCAUGGGAAGGGGAUGGUGCUCAGGAAGAGUGCUCUGAAGAAGGUGACGAGACAGAGAACUCUUCCAAGGAGGAGUCUCCUAUGAAACCUGUCAAAAGCCAACCUCACAAGCAUGCAUCUAUAGCCAAGAAAGAGCAACAGCUGUCUGAUCAGGAGCAAUCUCUGGGGAGGAAAGCAAGCAGGAAGAGGAAGCCUGCAGUGAAGGGAGAACUGAGAUUAUAAGUUCUGAUGGAAGGAACUGAAAGAAGAGUUGGGUCUACUUAAUGCUGCUCAAAAGAAAUAAAACGUGCAUAUUA
Molecule: messenger RNA, 804 nt
Organism: Rhineura floridana
Lineage: Eukaryota; Metazoa; Chordata; Lepidosauria; Squamata; Rhineuridae
Product: nucleoplasmin-like
Exons: 8
Coding region: 131-730 (199 amino acids)
Biological process (GO): chromatin remodeling; positive regulation of DNA replication
Cellular component (GO): nucleolus; nucleoplasm; cytoplasm
Molecular function (GO): RNA binding; histone binding; chromatin binding
Source: RefSeq, a predicted model, not a curated record